Vanrija pseudolonga is the source of this 510-nucleotide messenger RNA. RefSeq lists its product as uncharacterized. The coding region runs from base 1 to 510 and encodes 169 amino acids. Lineage: Eukaryota; Fungi; Basidiomycota; Tremellomycetes; Trichosporonales; Trichosporonaceae. The record is from RefSeq and is a predicted model, not a curated record. The transcript is spliced from 3 exons.
AUGUCCUUCAUGCUACCCUCGAAUACUUCCAUCGUCCAGCUUAUUGGCAGUGUCGGAAACCUCAUCGGCGGGUACACGGUGACCCUGGCGCCGCCACCGACAUUUGGGACACAAGCUCUCACCCUCAAUGCGUGGAACCCAACAUUCAGCACCAUGCAGGACAACGUGCUGUACUAUGCGGCUGUGGAUCCAGCAGCACAAUACAACCUCUCGGUGACAUACCAAGGCGGUGAGCAGGGGACGACGUGGCAGCUGUGGGGUGUGUCCUUUGUCACUGUCACUGGUGGGAAUGGCAUCCAGAAGAAUGACACGAGCAUCGGGACUCUUGUGGCAAUCGGCCUCAUCGCCUUCAUUUACUGGUUCUUCCGCCGCCGUGAGCGAGGGGCUGCAAACCUGCUCCAGGAGUUUGGAGUAAGCAACGACAACCGUCUCAACAUAAUCGAGUUGGAGGAGACGAACGGCGACUCGCAGACUGGUGAGUCCAAGCGGAGAGCCCACCCUUCCACCUAA